Molecule: messenger RNA, 1941 nt
Organism: Sclerotinia borealis F-4128
Lineage: Eukaryota; Fungi; Ascomycota; Leotiomycetes; Helotiales; Sclerotiniaceae
Source: the annotation of a GenBank genome assembly
AUGCCUUCAUUCUUUACUUUCCAACAAGGUAGUGAAAGGCGCGGCUUCAGCAAUGAGAACUCACCACUCCUUGGUAGAUUUCGUGCAGUGCCAGAUUCGCAUAGACUUGGUGGAGGAAGGAGGAGAAGUCUGCUUGGAUUUAAUGUAGAAGGGUUUGGGGGGGCCUUUGGGGGGAGAGAUGAUGAUGAUGAAGGAGAAGUGGAUGGUUGUGACGAGGAAGAGUUUGGCAUAAUGAAGAGGUGGGGAAGGUCGAUGAAGGAUCUUUGGCUGGAACCUAGGCAAGGUGCUGUAGCCAAGGCAGUAGAUAGGUGGUGGAGCAGAUGGACUGUAUUAGUCGUAUUGCCGGCUGCGUUGGUGAGUCCUUUUGCUGUGUCAUGGUGUGCGCUACCAUUCCCGCAAUACGAAUUUCCCGACGAUGACGACGUGGAGGGUUUUCCAUCGAAUACUUUUGGACACAAGAUACCUGGUCACGGAGAAGCUAGAGUUGAGAUAAACUUUUGGUUCUUCCUAUUCGUAUAUUAUGGUUUCUAUAAUAUAACAGCAUUGAUGUGGAUCACGAAAGUCUUCAACAUCUAUUCGCUGAAUUGGUGGCCUAAAAGUCUUGGUUUCCCCAUCACAGUUUCCAUUAUCGCCGCCAUGUCUAUAGCAGCUCCAAUACCUUUCUAUUGUAUACCCGAACUUCGAUAUAUCACAUCACAUAAUACAGCGUGGAUAUGCUGGACAUUCUUCGCCAUGGCCAUGCCAUUACUAGUUGCAUUUGCUAUCCUCCUCAACCAUGAACGGCACCUCGGCCUACGUAUUCCUCUUUCUGAAACUCAAAGACUCUUCACUUCCUCGUGGUGGACAGGUGACACUGAAACCAUUAAUGCAAGAGAUCGACCACGCAGAGCAAACGUUAGCCGAAGCCAGAACACUUUCGAUCCAAAUGCUUCUUUGGAGGUCGCCUUAGCAUCAGACGAUAUAUAUAGAUCGAGAGAUGCUCAACGUAUGUUGAGGAAACGUUGGCUUCCAGCGAGUUUCGUAAGAUUUAUGUGGUUUUGCGCCGCUUUACUCAUAGGUAUAUUGACUUACUUAUUGGGAGAAACUUAUGCCGAGACAUAUUUGCGAACAUUACCGCACAGCACCGUUGAAACUCUCGUAUACGUUUACAGUUGGGUUGUGACGGUACAUUUGCUCGAUGGGUUAUGUGGGUGGAUCUUAGGGGGUAACGAAGGAGAGAGAGUAGGGAGUUACCCCCUCGGUUGGAUCUUUAAGCUAUACUUUGCUUUAACUUACCAGACCUACGUACGCGCCCUAUAUGCCCGCCUUCGCUCACCACAACAAUUUAUCUAUCUCCAAAUAAUGUCCUCCUCCUUCCUAAUUCUCCUGGCCCCCCUCACCAUCUCCGCCCCCUUCCACUCUCUCCUCAAUCUUCUCGGUCUAAAUGGCCAGUCCUACACCGCCUACCAAAAAUUCUGCACCCGAAAUAUUUUUCUUCGAGGCUUAAGCGAAAAUGUCUCCAUGCUCACCUUCCUAGGAAGUAUCCUCGUCCUCCAUUACGGCGCCAAUAAAGACGUAUACCCCUAUUUCGCGUUCGAUACUCCCAUCAUCCCACCCACCAAUCAAACCCUAUCAAACACCCCCUCUCCCCAUCUCUUCCUCAACAUCCCCCACAUGCCCCACAUCCCACACACCCCCGUGCACCUGCCCGUCUCCCCAAACCCCAACAUCCAAUACGAUUUCCGCCUCACCUUCUACGCAUCAGUCGUGACGUGGGCGUGUGAGAUCGUCGCGGGUUGGAUCACUAGGAGGAUACUGUGGUUUGGAUGGAAAAUGGAUGUGACGGGGGAAGGAAAGAGGGAUUUGGGUAGUUGGCCGGAACUUUUGCCCACGGGCGUGGUGGUUAUGGUGCAUGUUUUGCAGAAUAUGCUGUUUAGUAUUGUGAGGUUGGCUUUUCAUUAG